This is a messenger RNA of Lindgomyces ingoldianus, 1335 nucleotides long. RefSeq lists its product as uncharacterized. Lineage: Eukaryota; Fungi; Ascomycota; Dothideomycetes; Pleosporales; Lindgomycetaceae. The transcript has 6 exons. The record is from RefSeq and is a predicted model, not a curated record. Bases 1 to 1335 code for a protein of 444 amino acids.
AUGCCACCCCUCGCUGCUGUGAAUAACGAACCACGGUCGAUUUUAGCUCCGAAACGGCGUAAAAGAGCCCUUCAACCACAAGCACCCAGCCGGAUUCGGUAUACGGAGAAUCUUUCUCACAACACCGCAUAUGAGAGGCCUUGUGGAUAUGACGGGACACACCCAUGUACCACUGCGGGAUUGUCAGACUCUUCCACGGCAGUAGAGUCGGCGGAAGACGCCAACGAGGAAUCCGGCUUGUUCGGCGCCUCCAGCCGCAAGCGACUGGCGUGUCCAUACUACAAACAUGACAUUGACAAAUAUAGACACAUCCCUACAUGCCUUGGCCCUGGCUGGGCAUCGGUCCAUCGCUUGAAAGAGCAUAUCUAUCGGCGCCAUGCCAUGCCAAUACACUGCCCCCGCUGCUAUUGCACCUUCAAAACUGAGUCCGACUUGAGGGGACAUCAAAGAGCUCUCGAGGGUUGCACAGUGCAAGAAGCAAAAGGUUAUGAUGGGUAUGACAAAGAACAAGAGAAGAAGCUCAAGAGCAAGAAGCGAUGCAUCUCUGGGAAGACAGAAGAAGACAAAUGGAAUGACAUCUACAUGAUUCUUUUCCCUGAGGCCCAUCCAUCUGCAAUACCCUCACCAUAUUAUGAACAUAAUAUUGCAGUGCAAGGGAAGGCGGGCACAAUAGAGGCUUCUGUGGAUAUUACUCAAUUCAAAGAACACCUACGCGAUGACAUACCCUCAAGGGCCAUGCGAAGCCUACAACACCUAUGCCACGAGAAUGGGACGGAGCUCCAUUCAUUACAAAUAGAAAGCCUGGGUGAUAUAGUUCGAUUUGCAGUAGAGGAUGCCAUUGCUUCGUUUCAUAUGGCUCUCGCUCCAGCAACUAAGGCAGUUGCAAGAUAUCAGACUGCGGGGCAGGAUGCCGCUGUGAACCCGGCCAAAAAUUUCAAUACGAACCCCAAUGUUACAGACCUGAACCCUCCUAGAACAUCCCUAGACCUAAAUGCUGAAGGUCGCAUGGAUUGGCUGGAAACAGAUAUCUAUUUCAUCCCCGGCCCUGAGGAUGAUCCCUUCCAGACAGAUAAACCCUUCAAUCUUCAGCCCGUAGUACCGCCUAAUAUUGGAGAAGAGAUUAUGAAUCACCAACAACCGUUUCCUGCCACCAUAGCGGAUUUAUCAGAUUACCCAAUCGUUCUAUGCGAUCAUUUUAACGCAGGAAUGAGUGGCCUGGGUCUGCCUCUCCAGCAGCCUGAUUCUUCGGCCCAAGCAGCGUUCCCAACCUUUGUUAGGCGUAACUGUUACAGCUUACAAUCCUCCUACGUUUUAACAGCUUUUAAAAAGCCUUAA